Molecule: messenger RNA, 813 nt
Organism: Argentina anserina (silverweed cinquefoil)
Lineage: Eukaryota; Viridiplantae; Streptophyta; Magnoliopsida; Rosales; Rosaceae
Product: ubiquitin domain-containing protein 7SL RNA2-like
Exons: 1
Coding region: 1-813 (270 amino acids)
Biological process (GO): proteasome-mediated ubiquitin-dependent protein catabolic process
Cellular component (GO): nucleoplasm; cytosol
Molecular function (GO): ubiquitin binding; polyubiquitin modification-dependent protein binding; proteasome binding
Source: RefSeq, a predicted model, not a curated record
AUGGAUGUGACAUUUGAGCCUCAGAGAGGAAGGGCCUCCUUCUCCAUUGAAGUUGGUUACUUCGACACUGUCCUGGAGAUCAAAGAAAAGGUUCAGAAAUACCAAGGAAUACCCGCUUCGCAGCAAACCCUAGUCUUGAAUGGCAAGGUCCUCCACGACGAACACGACGUUAACUACUGUGAAAUCCUAGACCAAUCCAAAAUCCAGCUCAUUAUCAACUCCGAAUCCGAUAAACAAACUAGCAAUGCCAAGAUGGAAGACUUAUCCCCGCCGAAGAAGGUACAGCUCAACGUGAAGACGCCAACGUCCAAAAUGCAUGUCCCCGUAGAAAUGGACCUGAACGACACUGUGUCCAAGUUGAAGGAGAAGAUUCAAGGCGUGGAGCCUAUUCCUCUCAGCCGUUUGGUGCUGCAUUGCUCUGGUAACGAAUUACAGGAUCACCGAUCAUUGCGUGAAUGUGAGAUUUCCGACAAUGCAGAGAUCGAGGUGAGCUUGAGGCCAUCCCCUACAGCUUCAGCUGCCGGCGCAAUGGCGGUGUCCCCCGGGUCAAAAAGCAAAUUGAAGCUGAUGGUCCUGCCCAAAUGCGGCACUAAAAAGAUUCCGGUGGAGGUGAAUGCAUCGGAUAAUGUAGGGGAGCUGAGGAAGGAGCUGCAGAAGUUGCACCAGAGGUUACAUUUCCAUCUGCCGCAAGAGAGUUACUUCUUCAUCUAUAAGCAGAAUGUGAUGGACGAUGACAAGUCGUUUAGAUGGCACCAUGUCGGGCAGGGUGAUACUAUUGAAAUUUUCAAUGGGAGCGUUACCGGUGGAUCUUAG